GGAAAGUGGACGGCCUCCGCAGACCGCACCGGGACCCACAACCACCGCGGACGCCGCCGCAAGCUUGCGCCAGCAUCCCGUGUGCCCUCGCUCCAUCGAUCUCUGACUCUUGUUUUGCGUUGGCCGAUUCGCCACGACUCGGUGUCAGAACGUAACACUACGACGUGACGGUUUUAAUAUAGGAGAAGGGCUCACUGUUCAGAAAAGUGGAAUCAGGAGACACUCCAUUUUGGUUUCUAAAGACAAAAAUUUUUUUUGGGGGGGACGGGGGUUAUCGUUGUGGAGCCCACUUCAGCUCCGCGUGCUGAGGCUUUGCGUCGAAAACGCCGACGCGGACGCCCAGGCCCGUCGUGCCCCGGCGGCGCGCAGGCGCAGUAGCCUCUCGCCCCCAGGUCCCGCCCCCCUCCCCCGUCCGGGUGGACGACGUGGAAGUUGCUGGCCGACCUGGCUCGGAGGCGUCCGCCUGGGAACCCGAGGCCCGGAGCGGCGGAGGUGGCGGCGCCCAGGCUCCACUAGGACUCGCUGCCGAGUCCCGGCCUGACUCUGCGGAUCGGCGAGGGCGCGGCGGCGGCUCAUCAUGGGUGGCUUUUUCUCAAGUAUUUUUUCCAGUCUCUUUGGAACCAGGGAAAUGAGGAUUUUAAUUUUGGGAUUAGAUGGUGCUGGGAAAACAACAAUUUUGUACAGAUUACAGGUUGGAGAAGUUGUUACUACUAUUCCCACUAUUGGAUUUAAUGUAGAGACGGUGACAUACAAAAACCUCAAAUUCCAAGUCUGGGACUUAGGAGGACAGACAAGUAUCAGGCCGUACUGGAGAUGUUACUAUUCAAACACAGAUGCCGUCAUCUAUGUAGUUGACAGUUGUGACCGAGACCGAAUUGGCAUUUCCAAGUCAGAGUUAGUUGCCAUGUUGGAGGAGGAAGAGCUGAGAAAGGCCAUUUUAGUGGUGUUUGCAAACAAGCAGGACAUGGAGCAGGCCAUGACACCCUCAGAAAUGGCCAAUGCACUUGGGUUACCUGCUCUGAAGGACCGGAAGUGGCAGAUAUUUAAAACAUCCGCAACCAAAGGCACUGGCCUUGAUGAGGCCAUGGAAUGGUUAGUUGAAACAUUGAAAAGUAGACAGUAAGUCCACUCACAUCAGUUCCUGUGAACCAAACGCUACAUCACAUACUCAUUGGAAUCAGCCGGAGUGCUUCUGUGACUGUUAGGACUGUGUGAUUGCUGGCUGUACAGAACUACUGACACCAUUUGUAAUAAAUAGAAAAAACAAGUAUUUGGCAAGAGGGUUAGCUUGAUUGAAUCACCCAAAUGGUUUAUGUAAUGUAAAAUAGUCUUCCUUGCUUUCUUGUGUUAAGGUAUAUAUUCUAUUUGUAUGGAAUUCUUACACAAAUACAAUUCUAUUAAAGAAUGUACACUCUUGGGGGGAACCCUCCUAUUUUUAAA
Messenger RNA from Peromyscus eremicus (cactus mouse), 1440 nucleotides. It is a transcript of the gene Arl1, whose product is annotated as ADP ribosylation factor like GTPase 1. Gene Ontology annotation, cellular component: Golgi apparatus; cytoplasm. Lineage: Eukaryota; Metazoa; Chordata; Mammalia; Rodentia; Cricetidae. Gene Ontology annotation, biological process: intracellular protein transport; vesicle-mediated transport. The record is from RefSeq and is a predicted model, not a curated record. The transcript is spliced from 6 exons. Gene Ontology annotation, molecular function: GTP binding; GTPase activity. The coding region runs from base 578 to 1123 and encodes 181 amino acids.